Messenger RNA from Camellia sinensis, 844 nucleotides. Lineage: Eukaryota; Viridiplantae; Streptophyta; Magnoliopsida; Ericales; Theaceae. The record is from RefSeq and is a predicted model, not a curated record.
CAUUUGUUUAUUGAAAUCAAUAUCUUAUUUUGCAGGAGUCUGUAGGACCAUCCAUUGAAGAAAAUGAACUAAACAGAGGACAGAAUACACCAGAAGAUGAAAUUGCAUUGUCUGAUCUCUUGAAUUUAGAAAUAACAUGGCCAGCUAAGCCUGAGUCAGAAAAAAACGAGCAUAGUCUUACAAACAGUGCACAACUGCAGAGCAAAAGUUCUUUAAACUUGGCUGGAGUUGACUUGGAUAACUUUUUCACUGAAUCAAAGAGGGACUUUGUUUCUAAUGCAUUGGAAGAACAGCCAGAAAUUAACAAGCAGAGUGAGAAUGUAGAUAUGAAUGCAUUUGCCAGCCAAGAAAAUUUUAGCUUAUUUCAGAACGUUCAGCAUUCCGAGACACCAGUCAGCGCUUCUGAAGUAAAGCAUGAUGACGGGUUCUCUGGUUGGAAGGCUGAUUUUCAGUCUGCUGAUUCUGGAAAUCAGCACGAGGGCACAAGAUCAUUUGACCCUUAUGUAGGAUCUACAGUUGAUCUUUCUGCUCACAUGGAUUCUGUCUUUGGACCUGGAAAAGACGUAGCAGAUGAAAAACCAGCCUCAAACCCUUCAGCUUUAGGAACUUAUGAUUGGAUUCAAGGUGAGCUGUGGAAUAAUUCUGACUUCUUGGCAUCUCCCCAGGCUGACAAGGUUGAUGAAACCAUCAAAAGUAAGGACAACAUAACAGCAGAUAAUUUGUACAAUAAUUCUUCUACAAGUUUUGAUUGGUUUCCAGAUGAUCAAUGCCUAACCAGUAGCAUGAUUGAGCCCGACAAUAAGACAAUCAGUGAUGAUGAUUGUGAAAUAAAUUGAAAGAGAGU